Colletotrichum graminicola M1.001 is the source of this 1095-nucleotide messenger RNA. RefSeq names its product WD domain-containing protein. Lineage: Eukaryota; Fungi; Ascomycota; Sordariomycetes; Glomerellales; Glomerellaceae. Gene Ontology annotation, molecular function: protein binding. Gene Ontology annotation, biological process: mRNA splicing, via spliceosome. Bases 1 to 1095 code for a protein of 364 amino acids. Gene Ontology annotation, cellular component: catalytic step 2 spliceosome. The transcript has 2 exons. The record is from RefSeq and is a predicted model, not a curated record.
AUGUCGUUUCCUGACAGGCCGGUCGCUCACCUGCUGGGCUCGAAUGGACCCGUUCACGCCGUCACGUACUCUGCCUCUCCAGGCACCUAUAUCCUCACCGGCUCAGCAGACCGCAACAUCAGACUCUACAACCCGGCAUCCCACGACCAGCCCGCGCGCUACGGGACAACCAUCACCAGCAAGAGACCGCCAGGGACUACCCCGAUAGUUCCAGAAGGCCGCCUCAUUCAGACCUACGCCGCCCACGGCUACGAAGUCCUUGACCUAUCCGUUUCAUCGGACAACGAGCGCUUUGCCUCUGCCGGUGGUGACCGCGCCGUCUUCCUCUGGGAUGUCGCGACGGCCACAACGACGCGCCGCUUCGGCGGCAACGCGCACGGCCACACGGCGCGCAUCAACUGCGUCUCCUUCGCCGGCGAGGCCGACUCGCUCAUCGUUUCGGCCGGCUUCGACACGAGCGUGCGCGUGUGGGACGCCAAGUCCAGCUCGGCCAAGCCCGUGCAGGUUCUCGACGAGGCCAAGGACGCCGUCACGGCGCUCGCGGUGCGGGACGUGGAGAUCGUGGCGGGCAGCGUGGACGGCAGGGUGAGGAGCUAUGACGUGCGCAUGGGGCGGUGCGUGACGGAUGUCAUCGGCGCGAGCGUGACGAGCCUGAGGCUCACGCGCGAUGGGAAGGCCAUGUUGGUCAGCUCGCUGGACAGCAAGAUCCGGUUGAUGGAUAGGGAGAGCGGGACGUGCCUUAAGACGUAUGCAGAUGGCGGGUGGAGGAACGAGGAGCUGCGGGUGCAGGCCGUGCUCGGCGGUAAGGAGAAGUACGUCAUUGCUGGCGACGAGCUGACUGCCGGCACGGGGCCGGCGGGGCUGAACGGCGAUGGUAAGAUGUGGGCGUGGGAUCUGCUAACGGGUAGGCUGGUUGCCACCGUGAGGGUGCCCUGUCCAGAGGGAUUCGAGCCGAAGAAGAUGCUGGGAAAAGACGGCAAGGCAAAGGAGAGGAGUAACGUAAUCAGCUGCAUAACUUGGAGGGACGACGGAUGGGGGGAUCAGUUCUGCAUCGGAGGCACGUUGGGAGUAGCGACCGUCUUUGGCUCGCUAUAG